Haemonchus placei is the source of this 555-nucleotide messenger RNA. NCBI's taxonomy places the organism in Eukaryota, Metazoa, Nematoda, Chromadorea, Rhabditida, Trichostrongylidae. The record is from the annotation of a GenBank genome assembly.
AUGUUAAAACGUUACAUAUGUGGAGCACCAGGCUCAAAUCACACCAUAUCCGAUCAGCUGAAUGAAGUAUGUUUUUCAGAGUUGGUCCCAACCCUUACCGCCGAUACGGACGGCUUUUCGUGUGAACGUUGUGGAAAGGUCUUCAGCUAUUCAUAUUAUCGUGAUAAACAUCUCAAAUAUACAAGAUGUGUUGACAAUGGCGACAGGAAGUUUCCGUGUCCAAUCUGUCCGAGAUCAUUUGAAAAAAAGGAUCGACUUCGUAUUCAUUGCCUUCAUGUACAUGAAAAUCAUCGACCGCAUCUGUGCAAUGUCUGUGGCAAGGCAUUCAGUCAAUCCAGCAGCCUUAACAAGCAUUUGCGGGUCCACUCAGGCGAGCGGCCGUACAAAUGCCCAUUUUGUCCGAAGGCAUUUACAGCGUCUUCUAUACUUCGUACCCACAUGCGACAACAUAGUGGAGAGAAGCCGUUUAUGUGUGCAUAUUGUGGGAAGUCGUUCGCAUCUCAUGCUGCUCAUGAUAGCCACGUUCGACGAAACCAUGAAGUUCAGAAGAAGUGA